Messenger RNA from Lachancea sp. 'fantastica', 972 nucleotides. Lineage: Eukaryota; Fungi; Ascomycota; Saccharomycetes; Saccharomycetales; Saccharomycetaceae. The record is from the annotation of a GenBank genome assembly.
AUGCUUAUUUAUGUCAGUGAGAACUUGAGCAGUGGAGCAGAGCUGCUAGUCCAGACACUGGAGUCAAAAUAUCACUUUUCAAGGAUACCGACAGAUACCACAAUUGAUGAAGAUCGUAUUGCCAAAAUCAUAGACUAUGCGACUGCUAACUACACCAAAAACCUGGUUUUCCAGGGCAUUUUAGGGCUCGAAAAGCUUCAAAAACUGGAAAAACGACCCUUUUUCAUGCAUGUAACCAUAGAAGCAGCUUUGAGAAUUAGGCUUCAGGUAUGGUCCCGUAACUUCAAUGACAGUGUGAAAGAUACCGAAAAGUUUCUGCAACACACAGAAGCUAUACUGGAGCGUAACCCAGAUUUACCAAUGGUUUUUGGCCGAGCGGAUGUGAAAAUUUACGUAAGAACCGCAGAGAAACUGCAGCUUGACAUUCUCGCAAAAGAGCUAGACAAGCACCUGAAAAGUGCCUGUCAAGGCCGCGAUGUCGCCGCUCCUUCUGCACAUACAACACCAUUCAGACCGGAUUGGGAUACCUACUUCAUGAAAUUGGCAACUUUGGCAGCAUCGCGCUCGAAUUGCAUGAAAAGACGGGUUGGAUGUGUUAUUGUCCGUGAUUCCAGGGUGAUAGCGACAGGUUACAACGGUACACCUCGCCAUCUAAAGAAUUGUCAUGAUGGAGGCUGUGCACGCUGUAACAGUGGUGAACACUCUCAACUCAGUAGCUGUCUGUGCCUCCAUGCCGAAGAAAAUGCAUUACUCGAAGCUGGUCGCGAUCGGGUUGGUCUAAAGGCCGUCUUAUACUGUGACACAUGUCCCUGUCUGACUUGUUCCGUCAAAAUUGUGCAAACAGGUAUUCGUGAAGUCGUUUAUUCGCAAAGUUACCGAAUGGAUGAAGCCAGCUUCAAGAUUCUGCAAGAAGGUGGAGUUUUAGUGCGGCAAUUCAGUUUUAAGGAAGUGCCACACUAUAGUGUGGUGUGA